UAUAAUACAAACGUUGAGAGCAUGUCACUAUACAUAUGUAUAGUGACUACAUGAUCUAUAACGUCAUUGGAUUUUACAUUUUUUUCCUCGAAAGGUGUGCCCCUUUGUGUAGGCCAUUUUGUGCGCGUCAUGUCCCAAGGAAUAGUCGUUAUAACCACUAAGGGAUCCAGAUUACAUUGAACUGCAAUAAGCUUGGUGCGAAGACAUUUCGGAAAAACGUUAGACUCUGACUACAUAUUUUGCAGGACUCUACUCACAAAUUUUAAUCAUGUCUCAAAUAAUAGAAAUUGUGAAAAUUGAACACCCUGAAACAACGAAGCAAGAGAAUGUACAGGAGGAGGUCGAACUUAUAUUCGGUGACUCACCGAACGAAAACGAUGUACAGGCUGCAGUUACUCAGGGGGAAUUGGUUUUCACUGCUCAAACUAUUGGACACAAUACCCAAAUAAUUCAAAUUGUAACCGAUUAUGAAUGCGUGACCUGCCGUCGAAUAUUCACAUCUGAAAAUUUGCUGAAGGACCAUCUAGAGGUAUGCCGAGAUGAAGAUGAUCGUUCGGAUACUCUAGAGAUUGGGCAAAUAGCGUAUAAUUCAGAUGAUGAGGGUGUCGAUGAUCCACUUCACGAUAAUCAAGACGGCAAAAAUGAAGUGAGAGGAUCAAAGAAUAAUAAUGGCAAAACUGCUAUAAACCCGGUAGAUACAGGAAAAUGUCACUGCUGCGCAGAAGAUCUAGCUACAGCACAUACCAGGGGAAGGUUUAAAUGUUCAAAAUGUGAUUUUUAUUUCAAGAAGGCUUCAUCUCUCGAAAGACAUGAUAUUGUAAUUCACUGGGGAGGUGAAACUCUCCUUUGCAAAGUUUGUGGUGUUCCAUGUAACAAUAAAAGGAGCCUGGAUAAACAUCACUACACUUAUCAUGCCCAGCAACAAGUCCACAAAUGUGAACGUUGCGAUAAGUAUUUUUCCCGGAAGUACCAUUUGGACCGACAUGUGAUGCAAACUGGAUGCGAUGGUGUAUCCCGUGCCAAUUACAUUUGCCAAGUUUGCAAUAAAGUAUUUACCCGUAAGGAUAACUUACGCGAGCAUUUGCGUAUGCAUGCCGGAGCACCACAGAGACAAAAAAAGGCAGCUUGCUCUUACUGCUCCAAAGAAUUCUACACUAAUCAACAGCUGGUGAUUCACGAGCGUAUUCAUACCGGGGAGCGCCCUAUUUCGUGUGAUUUGUGCUCCAAGACGUUCCUCUCGACUCCUGCAAUGAAAAAACAUCGUCGUGUCCACACUGGCGAGAAGCCAUUCAAAUGCAAGUUUUGUGACAAGAAAUUCGCUGCUCGUGAAACCUUGAAUCGCCAUCAUCGAACACAUACUGGAGAUAAACCACACGUCUGUCAGUAUUGUGGUAAAACAUUUAUACAGGCGGUUCAACUCCGAGCACACGUUUUCCAUCACACAGGAGAAAAUGCAUUCUACUGCGAUGAAUGUGGCAAGGCAUUUAAUCGCAAAACGCGCCUUACCGUACACAUGAAGUUCGUCCAUCAAGGAGCCGUACCAUUCCAGUGCAAAGUAUGUGAAAAAUCGUUCAUUCGCAAAGAAGAUCUUUCCAGACAUUCUGUUCUUCAUACUGGAAUAAAACCACAUCAAUGCGAGAAAUGUUCAAAAUCAUUUGCGGUAAAAUCCGCCCUACGUGUUCACAUGAAUACGCACAGACGUGAAGUGCCACAAUCUUGCGACGAGUGUGGGCGUGCAUUCAUUAGACAAGAUUGUUUAAUGCGGCAUAUGCGAACCAAACAUAGGGAUAUGCUAGAAGAUGCGAUGGCAGAAGCUGAGAAACGUCAUUUACAGAAACAAUUAUUCAAAAUUGCAACCACCGCAGCUACAAAAUCAACUGAGGGAGCUCCUGUUACAAUUUUAUCCCAAGACAAAUUACUUAAAGCUAUUGUGGAGUUAUUGACACUACUUGUCGAAGAAGAAACUUUACAGGCUUUUGGCUGGCCUCAAGCACCGAUUCAAGAUGUACUGGAAGCUGUCAUUCGGCGCUGUGGACAUCUGCCGCUUUCUUCGGAUAGUGAUCUGCUAUUUGCUCAGCGUCUGAGAGAGAACGUAAAAAUUUUGUUCACCGUGGUGAUCGAAGAUGACACUGUAAAAUCACUUUUGACAACACAAACUGUUGAUGAGGUAAUUCUACACGUUCUUAAGUUAUCCAAAGAUAAAUAAAUGCUAUGUCAGUCCAAAAAUGAAACAGACAAAAAAUCAGCGAAUAUUUUCAUAUGAUCUACGUCAUCUUUCAACGUGAUCAUCGUUCAAGUUAUGCUUGCUUUGAAUUUCAAUUCUACGAUUCAUUCUACUAUUAUUAUAAUUAUGUUAAAAAAUCGUUGAAAGAUGUAACGAGUAUCGGAUACUAUAGUACUAUAGUGCGUACCUAUAGGCAUGUUAGAGACUCGAAGUCUUCAUGAUCGAUUUCAUUUUCUUCAAUGAAUUGAAGAUUGUUGCCCAUCGUAAAAUAUUUAUAGAAUAUAAAAUAAGAAAAAGAGAAGAACCAGUUGAAAUUAGAUUCCAGAGUGAAAUUAGCUUUCACACUCACUGAUAAUUAUCAGUUAUUUACCAUAAUUGAAAAUAAGUACAGUCUAAUUUCGUUCUGAAAUAAUAACUAAUUAAGAUAUAAAAGUUUAAUUGGCCAAUGAAGACGAAACACAUCUAUUUUUAAAGUUGUCAUUUGACAUGUGCGGCCGUUCGUUGAUAUUUUGUUACGUUAUUCUAGUAUUACAGUUCCCGUAGCAGAGGUGACUAUAUGGGGUAGGAACGCUAACAAAGUAUUGGAAAUGGAUAGGUUUAUUUCACUUUCAAUUAAACAGGUUCGGCUUUGACAGGAUUGUGCACGCUCGUUGUGAGAAAAAAACUUUCAUGACUCGUAUUUUUUUCGUUCGUUUAUCAUCUGUUUUAAGUUUACACCAUGUUUUAACAAUUAUGUUUCACCAAUAAAACGAAGAUUCCGAAUA
Molecule: messenger RNA, 2988 nt
Organism: Athalia rosae (coleseed sawfly)
Lineage: Eukaryota; Metazoa; Arthropoda; Insecta; Hymenoptera; Athaliidae
Gene: su(Hw)
Product: gastrula zinc finger protein XlCGF26.1
Exons: 12
Coding region: 269-2206 (645 amino acids)
Source: RefSeq, a predicted model, not a curated record